Microstroma glucosiphilum is the source of this 3056-nucleotide messenger RNA. RefSeq names its product ARM repeat-containing protein. Gene Ontology annotation, biological process: protein phosphorylation; tRNA export from nucleus. The transcript is spliced from 5 exons. NCBI's taxonomy places the organism in Eukaryota, Fungi, Basidiomycota, Exobasidiomycetes, Microstromatales, Microstromataceae. Gene Ontology annotation, cellular component: cytoplasm. The coding region runs from base 64 to 2841 and encodes 925 amino acids. The record is from RefSeq and is a predicted model, not a curated record. Gene Ontology annotation, molecular function: ATP binding; protein kinase activity.
UGGUACCUACGCCGUUCCUUCUGCCUCGGACAUAGGCACACACCUCGCCCACCUUGGUCCGACAUGGACUACCUCCGCAGCGCUGCUUCGGCUGUGCUGUCCAAGUCGUCGGGGCCCUUUCCCAACUUCACCAUUGGAGCCCCCAUCUCCGAGGCGUCCUUCGGACCAACAAUCUGGUCCAUCUAUGAAGGCACAAAGCGGGACGACGGCUCCCCUUGUACGAUCUUCGUCUUCGAGGGCACCAACAAUGCCAAUUCCAGAGCUCAGCUCGUCCUCGCCAAGAACGCUCUCCGGAAACUACGCACACUACGGCACCCAGAUGUGCUGAAGCUCAUUGAUUCCAACGAGACCCCAACAGGUGUAUACAUCGCAGUAGAGGCUGUGAGACUAUUGCAGACGGUGCUUGCGGAUUGGAAGCACACUGGUGCUGGAGCAGAUGAGAGCAAGAAAGAAUGGAUUGCCUGGGGUCUCUCCAAAGUCGCGAAUGCUCUCAAGUUCAUAAAUGCCGAUGCAGCUUCGAUACAUGGCAACAUCAGGCCAGAAUCUAUCUUCGUGUCCCAGGGCGGCGAGUGGAAGCUGGGCGGCUUUGAGGUCCUCACCGCCAAGACAGACUACGAAGGCGUCAUAUGGAACUACGGAGGACUCUUGCCGGAAGCAACCAUUUACGCUGCCCCAGAGAUCAGACAAGGGGGGUGGACCAGUCUGAGGGAUCAAGAGCCAUACAUGUCCGACUCGUACUCGUUUGCUCUGCUGGCAUUUCACGUUUACAACGGAAUCGUUCCGUCUGCUCAUGUCGGUCUGCCUCCUCAAGGGUCAGUUCCGGCCACUUUGUUCGCAGCCUUGCGCCGCAUGAUUGGCCCCAACGCGAAGACACGCAUGUCCGUCGCCCAGCUUCUCGAUACUGCAAAUGCUUCGGGAGGGAUGUGGAAGGAGAAUCGACUGCAAAAGCUGAGCGAAGGCUGCGAACACUUCAUGCUGGCGUCUGAGAGAGAAAGGACGGAAUUAAUUCGCUCUCUACAAGGCUCGACUGACAGUUUGCCUGCUGACUUCCUUACACAUCGGGUGCUCCCUUCCCUCGUCAAUGCUCUCAACUUAGCCUCGCAGCAAUCCACCAACCCACAGGGUCUGGCGCUCCCUCAGUCUAUUCAUGCAACAUCGAUUCUUCCUCUCGUCUUGCAGCUGGGAUCUGCGCUUUCAGAGGCGAAGUGGGAAGCCUCUGUGCUGGUUCCCAUUCUCAAAGCAUACACGUCGCCGGAUCGCUCUGUGCGAAUGAUGUUACUCGAAUUGUUGCCCUCCUACGUCGAGCGUGUGCCGCCGCGGAAAGCCUCGGAGAACAUCUGGCCAAAUCUUAUCACAGGAUUCGCAGACUCUAGUGCUGCUAUCCGUGAGGCUACUCUGAGGUCUGUCCUGCCCCUCAGUCCAAAGUUGACAGACAGGAUUCGGAACAAUGAUCUGCUCCGCCAGUUGGCGAAGACUCAAGUCGAUGUUGAAGCCGGCAUUCGAACUAAUACGACGAUUCUUCUAGGUCGACUGGCUCCGACACUGAAUAUCGGUACACGAAAGAGCGUCUUGAUCCCAGCAUUCUCAAGGUCACUCAAGGACCCCUUCGUACAUGCCCGCGUUGCUGGCCUCAUGGCUCUCAUGGCAACCUCGGACUCCUACGACAAGGACGACUUGGCUCGGUCCGUUCUUCCUGCUAUCAGCCCGAAUCUAGUUGAUAAGGAGAAGCUGGUGAGGGAUCAAGCCGAGAAGGCCUUGGAGGUCUUCUGGUCCAAGAUCAGGGAGGAAGUCAAGCUGAUGCCGGAGACGAUUCUUCCGACUGAAGUCGAGACGGAGGCUGGUGUCGAUCCCAACAGACUUACCAGUUUCUCGUCCUCGUCCAUCACUAUUGGUAAUGGAGGGAGUAAAGGCGGCGCACCUGGCGGCUUGGCCUCUACUGCUGGGGGAGCAGCUACGGCCCUGGCAGGUUGGGCCAUGAGUGGCGCCAUGACGUACCUCUCCAGCGAUGCCACUGGGCUCAGGCCAGCUGCAACGCCCUCCGCUGGCAGCUUGGAUACCCAAAGGCCCCCUCUCUUGACUAAUCAGUCCUCUGGUGCAUUGAGCCCAAGGUCCGACGACCUUUCCAGAAGCAAUUCUCCCUUGCCAGAUCAUUCGAAUGAGGCACAGUUGACAAGCAGUAGUGGCAUGGGCUCAGCAUCUCCCUCCAAUCAUCUUGCGCAAGACCUAAUCGACAUCAACGAUGACACAAGCGACUGGUCGUCCUUCGAAACAGCACCGGCUAAGAAGCCUCUUCGGAGAGGUCUGCCUGGAAAUACAGGGGUGAGAGGGGCGAAGUCUUCGCUGGCCCCGUCCCCACUCAGUAGCCGUCCUGCCACUACAAGCAAGAAGGGGAUGAGCAGCUUGGCACAAGAAAAACUCAAAAUCCGUGAGGAUUCCCUGGGGCUGGAUGCUUGGGAAGGACAAGACUCGUGGGAAGUGGGCGAGCAGUCGAAGGUGGAGGUCAAUGGCUCUGACAAUGGAGUCAGCAAGUCUGCUGCAGCUGCGUUCAGUACGCCUGUGCCCUCCUGGACCGCACCAGGAUCUGCACAUCCGCCCACUCUGUCGACCAAGCCUCGGAAGAGUUCAGGGACAACUGACAAGGAGGCUUCGGACUGGUCGACGUUCCCAGAUGAAGACACCGAGGCUGCUUCUCUGAGCGCAGAUACCGGUAAUGGGUCGCAAAUACCAAUGAACAAAGAAGAGAAGCGGGCUCAGAUGGAGAGGCAGAGGGAGGAGAGGAGGGAGAGAAUGCGAAGAUUGAAAGAGAGCAAGGGCAAGAAACUUGGCGACUCCUUGGCAUGAGGUUUGCACGCGGCCAGUCCGGCUGCCCGUAGAGUUUGGCGAGACGCAAAUGGACGACUGGGUGGCCAGGCACGCGAUGCUGCUGCUGUUGUUAAGGCUCUGGCUAUACAUUAUUCGCUUGGGCGUGCAUCAGCCCGAGAUGUUUCCAUAUACCUCCCGCCCUUUGUGUAACGAUGGCCAGACGCCCUGCUUCUAUAUGACUGGCGGAGUUGCGC